This is a messenger RNA of Dromaius novaehollandiae (emu), 3062 nucleotides long. RefSeq names its product integrator complex subunit 15 (gene INTS15). The transcript has 6 exons. The coding region runs from base 246 to 1610 and encodes 454 amino acids. Lineage: Eukaryota; Metazoa; Chordata; Aves; Casuariiformes; Dromaiidae. The record is from RefSeq and is a predicted model, not a curated record.
GGGCGCCACCUCGCUCGUUUUGGCCGCCGCGGGCCUCCGUAGCGGUCGCCCUCUGCGCGCCUGGGCGGCGGUGGGAGGCCGCGCCGCGCGAGCGGGCCGCGCCGGGCCGGAGCGGAGCGGGGGGCGGCGGGGAGGGCGCGGCGGGGGCAGGCGGAGCGGGUGCGCUGCCCGGCGGGGCCCGUGCGCAGCGCGGCGGGGCGGGCGGGCUGGCGGCGCGGGCGGGCGCCGUGCCGCGGGCGGGCGCCAUGAGCGACAUCCGGCACUCGCUGCUGCGGCGCGACGCGCUGAGCGCCGCCAAGGAGGUGCUCUACCACCUCGACAUCUACUUCAGCAGCCAGCUGCAGAGCGCCCCGCUGCCGCUCGUCGACAAGGGCCCCGCCGAGCUGCUCGAGGAGUUCCUCUUCCAGGUGCCCAAGGAGCGCGGCGCCCCGCCCAAGAGAUUAAAUUCACUUCAGGAACUUCAGCUCCUUGAGAUCAUGUGCAAUUAUUUCCAAGAACAAACCAAGGAUUCAGUCCGGCAGAUCAUUUUCUCGUCUCUCUUCAGCCCUCAAGGAAACAAAGCAGAUGACAGCAGGAUGGCUUUGCUGGGAAAGCUGGUUUCCAUGGCAGUUGCCGUGUGCAGAGUUCCUGUUCUGGAGUGUGCUGCCUUCUGGCUGCAGCGUACCCCCGCUGUGUACUGUGUGAGGCUUGCUCGGGCUUUGGUUGAUGACUACUGCAACUUGGUGCCAGGGUCCAUCCAAACAUUGAAACAGAUAUUCAGCGCCAGUCCUCGCUUCUGCUGCCAGUUCAUUACAUCAGUCACAGCUCUGUACGACCUCUCUUCAGAUGACCUCAUCCCUCCUUCGGAUCUGCUCGAGUUGAUUGUUUCCUGGAUCUUUGAAGACCCCCGCUUGAUCCUCAUUACCUUUCUAAACACUCCUAUUGCAGCCAACCUGCCCAUAGGGUUUUUAGAGCUUACCCCACUCACUGGACUGAUCCGUUGGUGUGUGAAGGCCCCCUUGGCUUAUAAAAGGAAGAAGAAAGCCUCUCUCUCCAAUGGACACCCUCCCAGCAAAAUUGCCAAGGACUCGGCUGCAGGAGAUGACAGAGACUGCCAUCAGCUGUAUUCAAAACUGCAUUUAAGUGUCCUGCAGGUUCUUAUGAUGCUUCAGGGGCACUUAACAGAGAAGAACCUCUAUGGGCGCCUGGGGCUAGUACCCUUUGACCACGUGGUUCCACUUGUUGAGGAGAUUAACAGACUCUCUGAUGAACUAAAUCCUCUCAAUGCGUCCAAAGAGAUCGAACUGGCUCUAGACAGACUGGCUCAGGCUUUGCAGGUGGCCAUGGCGUCAGGAGCACUGCUGUGCACCAGAGAUGACUUGAGAACUGUAUGCUCCAGGCUACCACAUAACAACCUGCUCCAGCUGGUGAUUUCGGGUCCAGUACAACAGCCAACCCAUGGCGCUCUGCCACCAGGAUUUUAUCCUCAUAUCCAUACUCCUCCUCUGGGCUAUCCUGCGCAUGCAGCACACCCUGCGUUACCUGCACACCCGGCGCACCCGGCGCUCCCGGCUCACCCCGUACAAACGUUUAUACCGGGAAUGACAUUCCCGUACAGACCUAUUCGCUAAAAAUUAGACUGUAAAAUGUAACCAGUUUCCCUUAGCUUCAGGAAGCCUCGCAGAGGAAACAAAAUGUUCCAGGAACCACAUUCUUCCUCUUCGGUCUAAAGCUGAGCCGUGCCUGCGUUGAGGGAUCAGCCCUUCACGAGCAGCGGAGACGCACACCGGUAGGCUGCACUCGCUUUGAGUGCGCGAUGCAAAUACGAAGGCAGAUCGUAUGGAUGAAAGGAGGGGCCUGGAAACAGGCAACAAAAACUCCAAACCUCUGGAGAGCGUGGAAUUUUUUAACCCACUUUGUUUCGUUUAAUCAACCAAGAAUGUUACAUUUCUUGAACAUGUUUUUUUUUUUUUUUGAGUAGCCCCUGUCUGUUUACUGCAUGGUGAAACCAGAUAAUCUGGCUCUACACGUAAGAGGGCCAGAAGGAAAGCCAUAAGAUUUUCAAGCUAGUCCACUCCAGCCUGUCCAUUUCUCUGUAAAUGUUUGUGUCUAUAGCUACAGAGUAUGUGUACACUGUAUAUUUUUGGAACACAAAUGUUUGCUUCAGAAGCACAAACUAGAGUAAAACAGCACUUCCUAUUAAAGGAAAUUAUUUCAGAAGUGUGAAACAAUUUUGCCCCUUUAUGCUUCAAAUAGGGAUUAGAAGGUCCAGCUUGUUAGGCCUGUGCUAGGGAGGGAGCGUAAUUCCUUUACGGCACAAAUAUCCUUUCAUCCUACAGGCUUUUGAAACGUCCUCUUAACGCACCCCAAUCAGUAAGUUUGGGAAGCUUAGGGGUGAGAUCCGGCAGGUUUAUCUAACGCUAUCUGGCAGAAACGGUCGAAGGCUUCUGCAGCGUGCCAGCCGCUGCUAGGCAAGGCACAGCCGCGCACCGAAGCGUCCUCGGAAACGUGGCAGAACUGCUGGUGUCACUACAGGAAAAUAUGCAGUCCAGCCCCUUUAGUUGAGCUCUUUUCUGUCCUUUUAUCCAUGCUGCGAUUCUCUGAGCCCCUUCUGCAGGGUACAAAAGCAAGGAAGAAGAUCCAUUCUCUGUGUCAGUCACUUAUUACAAAGACUUCAAAUGCCGAUGCGACUUCGGUCGCCUGCUUGCUGCAAUCGCGGGGCAAGUUAGUUGGUGGCUGUGACUUGGAGAGUGUCGUUUGCGUGAAACGGCUGGAAAGGAAUCUGCCUUUCCCUGGAAAGGGAAGGGGAAUCGCUCUGUAGAGCUGAACAGCAAGGAGAACCCUUAAAAACGUGUAGUUUCAGGAUUAGAGUAAUUACUAGUGAGCAUCCAGGAGUGUGAAAAGCUGUCUCAGUGCCUCUUCCCAUGUAUUAUUUUGGGAAACUGCAUGAAGUGGUGAAGAGCAGGUUGUGACACUGAUAUGUUACCGAAUUCCAUGUUGUUUGCCCAGCUUUUGUACUCAAGGAUGGAUCUCUACCUUAAAAUUUUGCAUUUAAUUAAAAACUUUGAUUUUUUUCUUUUGAA